This is a messenger RNA of Silurus meridionalis, 763 nucleotides long. It is a transcript of the gene bola1, whose product is annotated as bolA family member 1. The coding region runs from base 178 to 636 and encodes 152 amino acids. Gene Ontology annotation, cellular component: mitochondrion. Lineage: Eukaryota; Metazoa; Chordata; Actinopteri; Siluriformes; Siluridae. The transcript is spliced from 2 exons. The record is from RefSeq and is a predicted model, not a curated record.
UUGGCGCCGCAGCACAGAAGAAGACCCGCCCACGUGUUUCGUGUUUUGAGUGUGUGCCAUUAUUCGAUCCGUACCGGAAACACGAUUUGACAGUGUGUGUGUGUGUCGGUCAGAAGAAGCAGAAGCAGUGUGUUACAGUAAGGUCUGCUGUGGCCAUCGUCUCCCUCCUCGCUCCCGAUGCUGGUCCAUGUCCGCCGCUUCAUCCGUUCCUCCUCCGUCACUCUCUACUCAUCUAGAUCAUCUCAUCCCAUGGAGGCUGCUCCCAAUCGCCCAGUCGAAGCCUCCAUUAGCACCAAACUGACUCGGGCUCUCGAGCCGGAGCACCUGGAGGUUCUGAACGAGAGCCACAUGCACGCCGUGCCCCCAGGUUCCGAGUCUCACUUCAGGGUGUUGGUGGUGAGCUCUCGUUUCGAGGGCUUGUCCCUGCUGCAGCGCCACCGCCUGGUCAACGAGACCCUGAGUCACGAGCUGAGCACCAGCGUUCACGCUCUCGCCAUCCAGGCCAAGACUCCUGAGCAGUGGAGCAGCAACCCGAGUCUGGACAAGAGCCCGGCGUGCCUCGGAGGGUCCAAACAUGACAGAACCAUGGCAGAAAACUCAAAUCAGGACUUGACUGAUCAGAUACUAAUUACGUGAACUUUCAACACUUUGACUGCAAUCUAAUAAUUUGAAUAGUUUUUGGAGAGCAGAGGUUUUCUGUACAGUAGUGUUUGAGCACUGUGUGAUUUCGAACAUGUCACUAAAUAAAAAUGUAAAUGAUGUA